Molecule: messenger RNA, 1842 nt
Organism: Oenanthe melanoleuca
Lineage: Eukaryota; Metazoa; Chordata; Aves; Passeriformes; Muscicapidae
Gene: GNAO1
Product: G protein subunit alpha o1
Exons: 8
Coding region: 419-1483 (354 amino acids)
Biological process (GO): G protein-coupled dopamine receptor signaling pathway; adenylate cyclase-modulating G protein-coupled receptor signaling pathway
Cellular component (GO): heterotrimeric G-protein complex
Molecular function (GO): GTP binding; G protein-coupled serotonin receptor binding; mu-type opioid receptor binding
Source: RefSeq, a predicted model, not a curated record
UCCAUUCGGCUCCGCCGCCGCCCGCCGAGGAGGGGACAGCGACCGCCGGAGCACGGGAGAGGGACGGACCCUCCCCCGCCGCCAACCCGCUUCCUCCUCCUUCUCCUCCACCUCCUCCCCCGCCUCCGCCUCCGCCUCCCGGCCGGGAAGAGCUCGCCGUGCCCGCUGCAGCCCCGCUGGAUGCACUGAGCGCUCGGGCGCGGGGAGAGAGGGGCAGGAGGGAGCCGGGAGCCCCGCCGCGGAGGCGCUGCGCUACCCGGAGCCUCACGGCCAUUUGCUUUAAUUCUUUUAUUGCCCCCCGGCCGCCUCCUCCUCUCUGUCCGCAGGAGCCAGCCGAGGCGGCGGGGGCUGCAUCCCCCCCUCCCCCCUUUUUUUUUUUUUUUAAUUUUUUUUUUUUUUUUAAAUUUUCAUCGCCGCCAUGGGAUGUACCCUGAGUGCUGAGGAAAGAGCCGCCCUGGAGCGGAGCAAGGCCAUCGAAAAGAACCUGAAGGAGGACGGGAUCAGCGCGGCCAAAGACGUGAAACUCCUCCUGCUCGGAGCCGGGGAGUCGGGAAAAAGCACCAUCGUGAAGCAAAUGAAGAUCAUCCAUGAGGAUGGCUUCUCUGGAGAAGACGUGAAGCAGUACAAGCCAGUGGUCUACAGCAACACUAUCCAGUCCCUGGCAGCUAUUGUCCGUGCCAUGGAUACCCUGGGCAUUGAGUACGGUGACAAGGAGCGACGGGCUGAUGCCAAGAUGGUCUGUGAUGUCGUAAGUCGGAUGGAGGACACAGAGCCCUUCUCUCCAGAGCUGCUGUCAGCUAUGAUGAGGCUCUGGGCAGACUCUGGGAUCCAAGAAUGCUUCAAUCGGUCCCGGGAAUAUCAGCUGAACGACUCAGCCCAAUACUACCUAGACAGCUUAGAUCGAAUUGGAGCUGCAGACUACCAGCCCACGGAGCAGGAUAUCCUCCGAACCAGGGUCAAAACAACUGGCAUCGUAGAAACCCAUUUCACAUUCAAAAACCUCCACUUCAGGCUCUUCGAUGUCGGGGGCCAGCGGUCAGAGCGCAAGAAGUGGAUCCACUGCUUCGAGGACGUCACAGCCAUCAUCUUCUGUGUGGCGCUGAGUGGCUACGACCAGGUGCUCCAUGAAGAUGAGACCACGAACCGCAUGCACGAAUCUCUGAAGCUUUUUGACAGCAUCUGCAACAACAAAUGGUUCACAGAUACAUCUAUCAUCCUGUUUCUAAACAAGAAGGACAUAUUUGAGGAGAAAAUUAAGAAAUCUCCACUGAGUAUCUGCUUUCCUGAGUACACAGGCCCCAACGCCUUCACCGAGGCGGUGGCGUACAUCCAGAGCCAGUACGAGAGCAAGAACAAGUCUGCCAACAAGGAGAUCUACACCCACAUCACCUGUGCCACCGACACCAACAACAUCCAGUUCGUGUUCGACGCCGUCACGGACGUCAUCAUCGCCAACAACCUGCGCGGCUGCGGCCUCUACUGACCUCCGCCAGGUCCUCCCUCCCUUGCCUUUCCUCCUCAGAAGAUGACAAGGAAGAAAUACAGAAUUCCCUCCUCCUGUCCCAGAAAACUCUGCAGCAAGUUCUGCUUUCCCCAGGCCCGUUUUGUUUUACUUUGGCUCAUUUCUGGUUCAUUCCCUCGCUGCCCCGCUCUGCUCCUCCGUCCCAGUUCACAGUGUUGUGCAGGGAGCUAAAGCAUUCCCCACAAAGUGCAUUUCAACUGCCAAAAGACAAAAAUACUUCAGAAUCAAAGCCUUAAAAUACUGGUCAGGAAGAGUGUAGUUUGGAACCAAAACAUUUUUUUUUUCCUUGAAAAUUAAGGGAUAUUGUUCAUUCUCCUGGU